Molecule: messenger RNA, 3475 nt
Organism: Syzygium oleosum
Lineage: Eukaryota; Viridiplantae; Streptophyta; Magnoliopsida; Myrtales; Myrtaceae
Exons: 7
Coding region: 309-1154 (281 amino acids)
Biological process (GO): regulation of DNA-templated transcription
Cellular component (GO): nucleus
Molecular function (GO): protein heterodimerization activity
Source: RefSeq, a predicted model, not a curated record
ACUCUUCUGCUUCCUGCUUCUGCUUCUGCUGCUUCUGCUGCUGCUGCUUCUUCUUCUUCUUCCUCCUCCGUCCCUCCCUCCGUUUCGCUCUCUCGCCGGAACGGUUCUCGCCGCCGUUGCCGCGGUCGUCCUGGUUCGGGGGAAGGGGCUCCGUUUCUCUCUCUAUCUCUAUCCCUCUCUCCCCGUGCGAGCAGAGGCGGAGGCUGCGCUAGGGCAGGAGCGGAGGGGCUCGCCGCUCGUCCCCCUCGCGCGCGCGUGUUUUUCCUUUUUAGGGUUUUCGCCUCCGCCGUCGGCGACCGCCCGGCGACAUGAGGAAGAAGCUCGACACACGCUUCCCAGCGGCCCGGAUUAAGAAAAUUAUGCAAGCUGAUGAGGAUGUUGGGAAGAUUGCUAUGGCUGUGCCUCUUCUUGUUUCUAAGGCAUUGGAAUUGUUCCUGCAAGACCUUUGUGAUCGGACAUAUGAUAUAACCUUGAAGAGGGGAGCGAAGACACUGAACUCCUUGCAUCUGAAGCAGUGUGUUCAAACCUUUAACGUAUUUGAUUUCUUGAGGGAAAUUGUGAGCAAGGUUCCUGAUUUCGGUGGUUCUGACACUGCUGGAGAUGAUCGGACUGCUGCUAAAAGAAGGAAAAUGGUUGAUGAUGGGGAAAAUGAUACUGAUGAUGAAUCAAAGAGGAGCCGCAUGAAUGAUACUGGUCACACAGGCAGUGCUGGGAGAGGGAGGGGUAGGGGCAGAGGUAGGGGUCGUGGGCGAGGUGGUCGAGCCUCAGAGGGGGAUUUAACUGCGCAGAAUGAGAAGUUCGAAGUCGAUGGAGAUGUUUCUCAGCAGGACAAUUCGAAUCAGGAUCAUGAAGGCACAGAAAAUGGUGACCAUCUCAAUGAAUCGAAAGAGAGCAUUCCUACUCCUAGAUCUGCUGAGCCGCCUGUUCGGAACUUUGACCUGAAUGUGGAUUUGGAUGAAAAUGGGGACUCAAAAUCCAUAUUAGCUUCUUGUCCGCCCAGUAUAUCAGCAGCUCCUAACACUGGAUUGAAGCAUGAAGAAUAUCCUGGGUGGUCCCUUUCCGAAGUUGAGAAGAUGGCUAUCGAUCCCAUUCAGCUUGCAAACUUGGAUAGAAGGAUGGAUGAGGAUGAUGAAGACUACGAUGAAGAAGGCUAGGUCAGCAGGGUGUUUUAGUGCUCUUACUUUGUGAAUCCUCAGAGUUGAUGCAAAAUCAUUAGAUGUGUUUGGAUAGAUUAGACAGCUCACAUGCUAAACUUAGGAAACAAUGUCAAGACAGGGCCGAAACUGACUAUAUCCAAGCUCCUUUAGGAAGUUCUUAGUUUAACGUGUCAGAUUGUAUACAUGUACAGAGGCUUUUGAUGGUUGUCACUUGGUGUUAUCAUCACUCAGCUUAUCAUUGUCACUAACUUUUAAUCCUUUUUAGUUUGAAAUGUACUGACGCCCUCAAGUCUAUUUCGUAUUUCAAUGCGACAGCACAUAAUCUUAUAUAUGUGUAGCCAUCUUUUCUUGCACUCCUGUGCGUCGGGAAAAAUAGUGUCUUCAAUCCAAUGGAUCAAGAGUGACCAGACUGUUCACCAAAGACAAUGUCCGUAAUGGCGGGAUACGAUCUCGCAUUUUCCUUCUUAUUCUUGGGCUGAUGUUAUGUCAUCGGAUUGACAGGUGUUCGCAUUUGUAGGGGCUUUUAAAGCCUUAACCAAUGUAGAGUGUUCUGUGUACCUAACGGUCUAGAAGUUUGAUCCUCUGGUUUGAGUAACUUUUCCAUCAAUCAUCAAAUGUCCAUUGUCUGAAAGGAAGGAAGCCAAGGUGUUUGCUUGGGUUAUUGCAGUGUCCCAUCUUUGCUCUGUGCAUAAAUGCGACGAACCAAGCUUCUGAAACUAACGUCAAGAACCACAAACAAACCAAAGAAGCAGAAGGCUCUUAUCGUUCUGGACAAAUUCCUAUGGAUCCUAGGCUCUCCAAAGUCAUCCAGUACGAAGAUGUCAUCUCUCUCCGGGCCUUGUUAGCCGAAGAUCCGCUGAUUCUGGAAAAAGCCGUGCUGGGACCAAUGGCAGAGACUCCUCUUCAUGUGGCUGUGCUUGCUGGGAAUAGCGAACUCGUGAAGGAGAUUGUUAGCAGGAAGCCCAAUUUUGCGAGGGAAUUGAACCACGAUGGCUUCACACCAUUACACAUUGUGUCGGCCAUGGGGAACCUGGAAGUCAUGAGGGAGCUUCUAACGCUAGGCCCUGAUCUUUGCAUGAUCAAUGACAAAGACGGCCGGAUGCCGCUCCACUAUGCGGCCAUCAAGGGCAGGGUCAAGGUAAUUGAGGAGUUACUCUCUAAGUGUCCUCAAGCCCUCAAGGAACGCACUGCUCGCGGCGAGACCGCGCUUCACCUGGCUGUGAAGAACAGUCAGUUCGAUGCGCUCAAGAAGCUGGUGGAAAAUGUCAGUGAAGAUGGAGAUGCAGACAACCUUGUGACUGCCGUGGACAAUGAUGGGAACACAAUCUCACAGCUGGCUGUGGCUUCGAAACAGCUCCAGAUCCUUGACUUCCUGAAGAAGCAAAACAUGGUGGGCAAAGACACUAUCGAUGUUGUUUCAGUUGAUCAGCUCGAUGAACAAACUAAUGCCAAGCCUCAAGCAAAAUGAAUCAAGAAGGCAGCGACAAAUGCAGACUUGACGCAGCAGUCAAGCCAAUCUACCGAUGACGACUUGAGCAGCAGCAUAUGGUCGGAAGUGGAGGAGAUGGUACUAGUCGUGGCCAGUUUAAUAGCAACCAUCACGUACCAAGCAGGACUGUCUCCUCCACAGACUAUUUGGAGCGACAACAUGCAGCUAGACAAGCAAUGCACGUCCCACCAUUCCUUCUUCAGCUCGACAAAUCUAUGCCCCAUGGCUGCUUACUAUCUCUUCAUGUCCUUCAACACUUCUGGGUUCUUCUCCUCCAUUUUCCUCAUGUUCUUCUUCAGGAAGCCAUCCUACGUCCAGGUUCUGCUGCCCGUGGCUCUACUCUCCAUGGUUGUCACCUACGUGACUCUUUCCGUGACCAUGUCCCCCAACGGUCUCUCCUUGCUCCUGAUAUACGUCGCCACACUCUUGAUCUUCCUCUAUUGCAUGUUAGCAGUCGAAGUGGUUAAGACAAUCUUCCGCAAUGCCUUCAGCUUUGCAGCAGGCAAAGUAAGCGACGUGACAAAGGCGAUUAAAAACCGUAGGUCAUCUUCAGCAAAUGUCUCCAAAUUAAGCGCAUGAUUUUUGGUUCAUUCAAGUCUUCCCGGUAUUUACACGUGCAUGGUAAGAUCAAGGUCUAUAACUUUUGCAGUUUGCACUCACUUGUGGAGCGGUUUGAGAGUCUCUUACAGUUUUCCCUUCAUGCCUCACUAUGUGCUGUGCUGCCCCGUCCCUUGUGCGAGUAGAAAAUUAUGUGCUAAAGAUAGAUUUCUUCACUUAGUGUACUAUACUGUUCAAAUAUGCGGCGCUUGUUCUUGCUUGUCCGCUGAAA